Molecule: messenger RNA, 1527 nt
Organism: Nicotiana tabacum (common tobacco)
Lineage: Eukaryota; Viridiplantae; Streptophyta; Magnoliopsida; Solanales; Solanaceae
Product: 5-formyltetrahydrofolate cyclo-ligase, mitochondrial-like
Biological process (GO): folic acid-containing compound biosynthetic process; tetrahydrofolate interconversion
Cellular component (GO): mitochondrion
Molecular function (GO): 5-formyltetrahydrofolate cyclo-ligase activity
Source: RefSeq, a predicted model, not a curated record
UUCCUAAUCCAAAGUGUUACUCGUGCUGCUGUAUAGAAACCUGCGGGCAUUUGGAAACGGGAGGAGCACACAUAAAUGAUAUGUGUGCACGCACGACCAGGCGAUUAAAUGACCAAUCCUUGGACAGUAGCAUCCAUCCCCCGCUUCUUCUUCACCCGCUCCGCCAUCCUCCGCCGUCAACCUUCACCGUGUUCCGGCGUGGCCACCAUGAGCGCCGCCGGAGAAAAGAACUUCAGUUCGGACGCUGCCCAUUUGGAAACAAUUUUCAAGCAGAAAAAGGCCCUCCGUUCUGUUGUUAAAAGAGAUCUCAAGUCCAUGGAUCCCAUCCUUAGAUCCCAAGAAGAUGAAGCAAUACAAAGGAUUGUAAUGGAAGCUCCAUGGUUUAAGGCUUGCAAGAGAUUGUGUGCUUACAUAAGCUCUAGUGCUUUGCGAGAAGUAGAUACAACCCAAAUAAUGUCUCAUUUUCUCGGAAGCCAUCCAGAGGAUUUGCAGAUGCAAAAGAAGCUUUUUGUUCCAAGAGUGGAGGAUAGGAACAGAAACAUGCGAAUGCUUCACAUCUCAAGCACUGAUGAUUUGAUUGCAAAUUCAAUGGACAUUCUGGAACCAGCUCCAGUAGAUGCUGAUGGAAAUGAACGUGAAGAUGUUUUGUUCGCAAAUGAGCCUGUUGAUUUGUUUCUUUUACCUGGACUUGCAUUUGAUAAAGCUGGAAGACGGUUGGGCCGCGGUGGAGGUUACUACGACACCUUUUUGUCAAGAUAUCAAGAGCUUGCAAUGGAACGGAAUUGGAAGCAACCUCUCAAAAUUGCACUUUGUUAUUCAGUGCAGAUAGUGGAUGAGGGUACUAUACCACUAACUCCAAAUGAUAUUCUUGUGGACGCACUUGUAUCACCUUCCGGUGUGAUUCCUAUUAGUCCAGCUGCGCUGGAGAUACGCCAUUGAAAAGAUGCUCUUUUAAACAUGAAAGCCUCAGGAGAAUCCCCAGUCACAGCAUCAUCGAAGAGGUGGGGAAGGAAUCACACCUUAGUGAAUUCUGAUCCAGAGAGGUUUUACCCCUACCCUAUAAAGGCAGAGAGGCUGUUUUCGAUUAGUGAAUUCUGAUCCAAGCAUAUAAUACUACUGCGGUCAUGGGCAAGGAUAAUGGCUUGUUCUAUUUUCUUGAGAAAUGGCAUCUGGAGGAAGAGGUUAUUAUUAUGAAAUGAUCUGUUGUUGUAGGUUUGGUAGCCAUGUAUAUAAAUUGAUUUGAACCAUUUAUUUGUGGUAGCAUAUAUGAAUUACCAUUAUCCCUUAUCUCUAGGGUAGGCAGCAAGGGGUACAACCCUGUAUCAGAGUUCUCCAAAAUGGGAUAAUGAAUACAUGUCAUAUUAGAGACUUGUAGGGGUGGCAAAUGGACGGUUAGGGCUGAAUUUGGGCGGAUCAAAAUGGGUUGUCAUUGCCAACCCACCUAUUGAUAGUCGGACGUGGUUGACAAUCUCAUUCAGAUCAUACUCAAUAUUAUGCAAUACCAAGGAAACGAGACUCGUGUUAAUA